CCAACCUAUAUAACCAAGGGGUUCACAGAGUGAUCGUCAGUAGGCGGACGGAUUUGGUGUUCUCAAUAGUUUAUUAUAUAACCCUUUCACGGGAUAUUUAGCCAUUUUGCAACUACAGAUGAAUAUGUUAUCAUUGUUUUCAGUCAUGAGGACCUUGCUGUUGAUUAUACUCUCUAAAUUACUUACUGCUCAGCCGUCACCCACAAUUAGUGUUACAUGUGAGGAAUCAGAAGAUGGUGAGUUAGCCCAGGGAUGGUUCACUCAGAUUACAAUAUUAUUUAUUUGUGUUCUUACCUUGAAUUAUGGUGACAAGGAUAGACUGUAAUCCACAAGCUGUCAAAUCAGUCUACUAAUCCAUAGACUGCUUUCAGGGUGAGGAAAUAAUAUUUUAAUGACCUGUGCAAAGGUAUGCUCAAUGCAAUCUUCCUUAAGAGGGUUUACCUUAUUCCUAUUAAAGCAGUGGUUAGCAAGUCUGUGUUUUGUAGACCUGCUGCUGUUCGCUACAUUGGUGUCAGGAGUGGGAUGCUGUCAUUUAUUGAUGGGGUAUUUUUUCCCCAAGUGACACCACCGGAAUGGAUGGAGAUUCCUCAGGCCUGUCCUUCUUUUCUGGUCGCACUCAAAGUUGCUGUUCUGCCGGAAGACUUUGGGGCUAUUCGGCUGAACAUAAGUUGGGCCAUCAACAUCGACAAAAGCAUUUACUAUCUCACAGGAACUUGGAUCGAUAUAGAUAGUGAUACAUACCGCUGUCGGUAUGAACCACCUUUCGAAGAAGUUGACCUCAGGGGUCUCGAACAGCUGUGGUUCUAUUACCUUGCACCUGCAAAACCAGGUGAUCCGAUCAUCUCUGCUUACAAUCUUCCGAAUCCGGCAGAUGGCGACUAUUCCAAGUUUACGACAUGUUAUGUACCGUAUGCGACAUCAAAUGACGACACAGCUGAGUUGGCUUGGCCUACUUCAAACCCCACUGUGAUGCCCAUAUCUGUUACCACCCGUAAUGAUGAUGAGGGGAAACCAGCAAGCCUUCCAAUAGUCUAUCUUGGAUGCUUAGCUGGGCUCGUGGUACUGGUGGCUUGCUCUCUCACUCUGUAUCAACUGUAUAGAAGGCACUCAAAUUCCCACUUCACUGAGCUGCCGAAGGCAACUGAGGUCACUGUGUCGGUGCUGGUAGUGUACCCUGCAGAAAACCCUGUCUUCCAGAGAGCUGUGCUAGCUUUUGCUGAGUUCCUCCAGUGGCAUGGUGACUGCCAGGUGGCUAUCGACAUGUGGCAGCAUGGCAGGCUGGCAGAGCAGGGCCCGAUGCGCUGGCUAGCAGAUCAAGCCAAAUCCGUAGCCAGGGUGAUGGUUGUAAGCCCACAGCCCAAACACUGCCACACUGGCCCAGGGGAACACACAGUACCAGCCGCGGCUCAUGACCUGUUUCCUCUGGUGCUCAACAUGGUGGCAAGCUACGCUCAGUGCCCCAAUGAGCUGGCCAAGUUCUGGUUGGUGCACCUAGGCAAGGCCCCGGAGAGGAGCGGCCUACCUGUGGAAUUGACAUCCUGUAGGGAAUUUAGUCUGAACAGGGACUUGGAGAAACUGUGUAGACACUUGCAUCAGCAGGGCUCCAAAAGACCAGGGUUAAUGUUCAGAUCAGGGUUGGCCUAUGGGGAGAAGGCGACAGGGAAGCUGAAAGAGGCUGUGCAGCAGUUAGAGGCAUGGCAAUGCUCUCAUCCAGGAGGUGCAGGGGAGGCAGCUCCUUUGACCAAAUUGAUGGCUAGACUGUAAGAACCUGAUGAUGCUGGUGUGAUGACAAAUCCAGAGCUUAAAUAGUAAUGUGAAAAUAAUCUAAGUAAAAACUCUCUUUUGACCACUUGUAGAACGGUGGGACUGCAAAAAUUAGGGCAUGCUAACUUUUCUCACUUAGCUUUAAGAUUGCUUUUUAAAUAGUUGAAUAUGUUAUUUUUCAUCAAAUGUUUCUGUUUUGGAAAUGAAACAAAUAUUCUAUGGUGUUGACAUUUUUUAUAUACUUAUUGAAUGUUUUGUUUAUGUAAAUAAAUACUUGAAUCUAA
Oncorhynchus mykiss (rainbow trout) is the source of this 2048-nucleotide messenger RNA. NCBI's taxonomy places the organism in Eukaryota, Metazoa, Chordata, Actinopteri, Salmoniformes, Salmonidae. The record is from RefSeq and is a predicted model, not a curated record.